UUCUCAUCAGUAUACCUGACAUGGAGAACAAGUCCAAGACACAGCAAAGCGAGAAAAAUCUUUACGAGAGAAAAAGUGACGCUCCAGAAGCUGGAAGCAGUAUACCUGACAUGGAGAACAAGUCCAAGACACAGCAAAGCGAGCAUAAAACACCUACGAAAGAAUCUGGUGGUGGAUCCAGCUCCCAGCGAUGUGAACAACAUAACCGUGAACACGAACAAAGAUUAAAACAGAUGGAAAAGUUUUACAAGAAAAGACUUCAGGAGCAAGUGUCUGCUGCUAAAAGGAUAAAGGAAGAAUUUGAAUCCUUUAAAGACAGAGUGGCAUUAGACAUGGCUGAUUCAGUCAAGACAGGAGACACAGAGAGCAUGAAUGACCCUGUUAGCAAAACCAAACUGACUGAAAUGUACGACAGUCUGAGACUGGAGGAGUGGAUUGGAAUCAAAGAUUGUCUGAAAAACAGUGAAAUCAGUCCAGCAUUUUUAAGUGCUUUGAUUGAGAGAACCUUUAAAGAUGCAGCAGAAGAAAUGGAAAGAAAAAAGAGGAAAAUCGAAAAGGCGUUUGGAUCCAGUGCUGGACAUGAAAAGGUUAAGGAAAACAAACAGCUGGCAGUUCAUAACCUGCAGAUAGCUCUUUACCACAGCCACAAAGAAGAUCCUCUGAAGAGUCCAUUUCCAAAAUAUGACGGUGAGAAAGCUGAGGAUAUGAUGGUGAAUCUCAGACAUCUGACCUCAGAGUGUCACUGGCUAGGCUGUUUACUUGCCUUAAACAAUCCGCCUCUUCAGCCAGAUUGGAAGACUCAUGAUGGGAAAAAUUCCUGGGACAUUUUCCCUCAUGGUCUCAUAUAGAAAAAGCACAUCAUGCAUGCUCUUCUUUCAUACGUUUUAAUUUAAUUUGUUGAUUUAAUAUAUGCAUGAGAUCAUAUGUGAAAUCAGCAAAAGAAUGUUGAUCAAAUUUAUUUAGUUUAAAAUUAUAAUAGGGUAGGUCAAAUUCUUGUUGGAUUUUAGUAAUGUUUGGUGCACUUGUGUUCUUUCUUCAAAUUUUUCAGUUUUUUUCCAUCAAAUACAACUGUUCAGGUCUUGGUAAUAAAAUGAAAGAAUCAUUGGGAA
Molecule: messenger RNA, 1109 nt
Organism: Cyprinodon tularosa
Lineage: Eukaryota; Metazoa; Chordata; Actinopteri; Cyprinodontiformes; Cyprinodontidae
Exons: 10
Coding region: 21-848 (275 amino acids)
Source: RefSeq, a predicted model, not a curated record